AAGCUGUAAGUACCCAUAAGAUUUAAUCUCCACCAUAGAUAAAAUGAAUCAUGGGUCACAUGGCUGAAUGAUUGAAUUUUCCUGUUUGGGUUCAUGAUUUAGUAAUUGGAUUUGAUGCUUUAUAGCAGCUUUAGAGGGUAAAAAAGUGAAGAGCAAGGACAAGUUUGAGCUAUGUUUGGAUUGUUUUUAAGGAAACUUUUCAAUCAUACCAACCCUUAUAGAGUUUCCAAUCCCCAGUCCAUUUCACCCUUGUAAUGGUAGUUGGGUUCUCCAAGAAUGGUAGAUGGAUAGCUGGAAGGACACCAUCCAUGGUGCCACCUUCCUAAACAACAAAGGGAAUCUCAAGUUUAAAACACACACUCCUCCAUCAAGCAUAGCAGCUCACCUCUCUCUCUCUCUUUCUUCCUCAAUCUCCUCCUCUGAACUCUCAUGGCUACAAAGAAGGAUCAAUCCAACAGAAGGAUUGUGAACAGAGGAUCAUGGACAGCUGAAGAAGAUCAAAAGUUGGCUCAAUAUAUUGAAGUCCAUGGAGCAAAGAAGUGGAAACUAGUCGCAAUUAAAGCAGGCUUGGAUCGAUGUGGGAAGAGUUGCAGGUUGAGAUGGUUGAAUUAUCUAAGACCCAACAUCAAAAGAGGUAACAUCUCGGACCAAGAAGAGGACUUGAUACUAAGGCUCCAUAAGCUUCUGGGUAACAGGUGGUCUUUGAUUGCUGGAAGGCUACCAGGACGAACUGAUAAUGAAAUUAAGAACUAUUGGAAUUCUCAUUUGAGCAAGAAAUCAAACCAGAAGCAGAAACAAACAGAGCAUUCAAUAGCACAGAACUCCCAACCUGAAAGUUGGAACAGUGUAAAGGUGAAUGAAGAAAGUGGAGACUCAAAGUUAGAUGGGCCUUCCAAUUUGGAACUGAUGAGUGAUUUCCAGAGGAACCCAGAAACUGGUUUCAACUUGGAAGAGUUGUUUGAUUUCUCAAACGAAGAUUCUUCCAGUUUAGAGUGGGUGAGGAAAUUUCUUCAACCUGACCACAGCUUCUAUGGAUUUUCUUGAUCUCUCUUAUGGAAAAUCUUGAAAGCCGAUCAAACCCAGAUGGGAUAGGAGUUGUGUUAAAGUAAUUGUGAGCAAGAUUGAGCCUUUGAAGAUGAUGGAGACCAAAGAGGCUGCUGUUGGAAUAGAUAGGUCCCCAAUUAAAGAUGUCUGAAGUGGGCUCUUGCCGCAAUUGUAAGAGAGCAGAUUUCUGGUCAUCUAGGCAAAUAUGGCUCUCCAGGUUUGGUCGGGUCUGAGGCAAAAGCAAUAGGAGGAAGAAGAAGCUGAAGAGAAGAAGACGAGCAAACAGGAGAUUUUCCAUUCUUAGGAUUACUGAAAAAGAAAAUAUUGAGGAAGAAGACACAACAGGUUUGGAAUGGAUGAAGAAAAGUGGAGGUUCUCUGUUUAUCUACAAAGAUUAGUUACAAACUUGGUUCAAAUUCAAUGAAAUGUCUCCAUUCAUUGAAAUUUUUGAUAUCGAAGAUUGGGCAUCGCCAUGGACGCAGUGAGUUUGAGGUUGGAUAGCUUUGAAGAAAUGUUGAAGCUCUUGGUCUUAAAUGGAGAGCCUCAACUCAACUCAGGCUCAUAAUUCUUAAAGGCCAUGUUUGUAUGAAAAAGAAUUUUGAAGGGAAGUGAAGUGAAAUUUUCUUUUGAGCCAUACAAUAGUUAAGUUGUACUGUUGCAAAAUGUUGUUCAUAGGUUCAAAACUUAAAAAUAGCCGCGACUGCGUUUGUCCCUCCCAAGAUCUUGCUUGAGUAGGAGUCUCGUGCAUUGGGUUGCUCUUUCACCCCAUGUAAUUGUAUAGAUACUGAAAUUUCUUACCAUAUUUAGUAAUGAUACAUUGUAUAUGUAAUUUUUAUUUCA
Macadamia integrifolia is the source of this 1884-nucleotide messenger RNA. Its product is annotated as transcription factor MYB3-like. The transcript has 3 exons. NCBI's taxonomy places the organism in Eukaryota, Viridiplantae, Streptophyta, Magnoliopsida, Proteales, Proteaceae. Gene Ontology annotation, cellular component: nucleus. The coding region runs from base 430 to 1044 and encodes 204 amino acids. The record is from RefSeq and is a predicted model, not a curated record. Gene Ontology annotation, molecular function: transcription cis-regulatory region binding. Gene Ontology annotation, biological process: cell differentiation.